AAUAUUUUCCUGUACAUGCAUGAGUUUACAUUUGCUUAUCAGGACGCGUUGGUUUUAUGGUUAUUGAUUUCUGCUUCCACAUGUUACCUUCAGUUUUCCGUGAGAACAUGAGUUUACAUUAUUUACUCUUGAUUCUCUUUAUGCUGAUAUUAAAAAGCAAGGGGUAUUACGUAAAUAAAAAGAUGACUAAGCCGGAAAGAGUGAGGUUCUACCCUAAAAACUCCGUGUUUAGAAAAUCGGCGUUUAUUGACCGGGGUUGCGUAGUCUUCAUAAGCGACUGUCCGCCUGCUUACAAGCGGAAUGUAGUGUGCGCACGGCAUUAUGAUGGCUUUUAUAAAACUUUCAACAACUACUGUGAACUAGAGUACGAAAACUGUAACGAUUGGAGAAAAUGGAGCAUGGUGAAACGCGAGCGAUGCUGAUUGCUUUUCUCAAUGCGUAGGCGUCUGACGCCAAACGGAAUGAAAGAUCCACCUUUAUUUCUUUG
Molecule: messenger RNA, 487 nt
Organism: Maniola jurtina (meadow brown)
Lineage: Eukaryota; Metazoa; Arthropoda; Insecta; Lepidoptera; Nymphalidae
Exons: 4
Coding region: 57-422 (121 amino acids)
Source: RefSeq, a predicted model, not a curated record